Peromyscus eremicus (cactus mouse) is the source of this 2415-nucleotide messenger RNA. It is a transcript of the gene Emp3, whose product is annotated as epithelial membrane protein 3. The coding region runs from base 1879 to 2370 and encodes 163 amino acids. Gene Ontology annotation, cellular component: plasma membrane. The transcript is spliced from 5 exons. NCBI's taxonomy places the organism in Eukaryota, Metazoa, Chordata, Mammalia, Rodentia, Cricetidae. The record is from RefSeq and is a predicted model, not a curated record.
AGCGCAAGACUGCACCCCAGGCCCUCAGUUUUAUCCUCAGUAACCCACUCUACUUCGUCCAGGCUCAGAGUUAGACUUCCCCAAGUCUGUGCUCUCCCCGUCACCACCACCACCCCACCCCCGCCACCCUCGUUUAGGAUUCCAAACUUUAGCUUUGCGACUCAGUGGACCCAAGUAUUUGCCUUUUCUCCAAUUACUAGAGCCUCUGAACCAGAGUGCCCCGGACUCCACUAGGAGCCCCAAUGCCUGCUGUAAGCUGCACAAAGCUGCCAAGCACUGCUCUAGACCUAUGCUACCCACUGUUUGGGUGGAGCUCCACCUCAACCCCUGGCGCCCUGGCAUCCCUAUACCCAGAGUCUGAAAUGUUCUGGUGGAAGAUCCACCUCAAACUCUCCUCCCCCAUCUCUUUCCCUAAACCCGCCUUUUCAAAACCCGCCAAACACAGCUCCUCCCCAAAAGAGGCUGAAGACCACUCCCACAGGGUACCUAAAGCUGCAUCCCAGAAAACAGACACGUGGUUCUUCCGGUCUCGCAUCCCUGUCUCCUCUCACCUGGGAACGCUUUUCCCAUUAAACCAGGCUUUUCCUAAUUUGGUCUAGUUUGGAUUGCUGCGUUGGUGCACAAAAGACUUAUCACCCACUACACUAUCCCUCCUUUACAGAUGAAGAAAAAACCAUAGAGAGGUCAUUAGUAACUUGCCCAGCAUCACAGAGCCAGUGAGUGGCUCCAGAGUCUACUGUAUGGUGUCCAGUUCCUGGUCUCUCAAUCACCAGCCUAGCCAGCUCUCACCUCGAGGCUUAUAGAUCAUCACACCCAGCUCUGGCCCCGUCAGAUGUCCACACAUCCAUCAUCCAGGUCCCCAGCCCUUACUUCAUCAGAACCAGGACUUGGUCCCCUGCCGAGGAACGCAGAUAUACUCAGUCAUCAUCCACACCACCUAAGCCAGUGUCCUGAGAAUAAAUAAUGGCAGUUCACAUUACAGCCCAGGGGGCACAGUGCUGUGAGAAUUCUAAUGGCCUCCCAUAACACUUACAGUAAAAGGUUCCUCCAUGAAUGUUCAAGGAAAUCCUCUGAUGUCCCUGCUCACCACACCCUGGGCUCCCUGGGCUCCAGCCACACUGGCCCUUCUGUCUGCUCCCCACACAACAGGAGCUUGUUCUCGGGGCCUGAACAAUUUUAUUUUCUCUCUAGUGUCCAAAUGACUCCUUUCCUUUAAUCUCAGAAUCACAUCUUCCAAGAGGCCUUCCAGGAUUAUCUUGUUUUACUAAGCCCCCACCCAUCCACCCACCUAGUCAUUAUUUCCAUCACUCUAUUUUCUUUACUGACUGUAUAUUGUACCCACUAUACAGAUUUGCAAACUGAGGCCCAGAGAAGUGAAAUAAUCUACCCAAAGUCACACAACCAGAAAAUGGUGGCACUAGAAAAAGGAUACAUCCUGCUCCUUUCCAUAGAUUCAUAGUUUUUGUCCCAGCUCAGAGUCAGCCCAAAGUUUGAUCUAUGUCACAGGAGUCUGGCCUUCUGCAGACUCAUGUGUCAUCCACUCUGCCCCAAACUCCAUCAAAGAGAGAAGGCAUCUGGUCCAAGGAGGUAAGGUGCCCCACCCCAGGGCCCCAAAGACUUCUCAUCUGAGCCCUAAAAGGAGGUCCCAGAACAUGCCCACUGUAUGACUGGGUGGGCAGAGAAAUAAGGAACCAAGUUCUUGUGCCCUCCCCUGGCUGCGGAGCUCAGCUGGGCGAGGCCAAAGUGGAUAUAAAAGGGCUGGUAUAUAUUGAGAGUUAAGAGAAGCAGAAACCACCAGAAGAGGGAGAGAAAGGAGAGAGGGGGGAAGGAGAGGGGGAAGGGUUUGUCCCCCUGCUCUGAGCCAGGCAUCUGGCGGCCAUGUCACUCCUCCUGUUAGUGGUCUCUGCCCUUCACAUCCUCAUUCUCAUCCUGCUUUUUGUGGCCACUUUGGACAAGUCCUGGUGGACUCUCCCAGAGAAGGGGUCCCUGAACCUGUGGUAUGACUGCACUUGGAACACCACCACCCAAACAUGGGCCUGCAGUAACGUCAGUGAGAAUGGCUGGCUGAAGGCAGUGCAGGUACUCAUGGUGCUCUCUCUCAUCCUCUGCUGCCUGUCCUUCAUCCUCUUCAUGUUCCAGCUCUACACCAUGCGAAGAGGAGGGCUUUUCUACGCCACCGGCCUCUGCCAGCUUUGCACCAGUGCAGCCGUGUUCUCCGGGGCACUGAUCUACGCUCUCCACGCUGAGGAGAUCCUGAAGAAGCACCCACCUGGUGGUAGCUUCGGUUACUGCUUCGCCCUGGCCUGGGUGGCUUUCCCACUCGCCCUGGUCAGUGGCAUCAUCUACAUCCACCUGCGGAAACGUGAAUGAAUGCUGUGUCCCCUAGAAAAUAAAUCCGUUUAACCACGAGCCUAA